Molecule: messenger RNA, 2114 nt
Organism: Pseudophryne corroboree (corroboree frog)
Lineage: Eukaryota; Metazoa; Chordata; Amphibia; Anura; Myobatrachidae
Product: zinc finger protein OZF-like
Exons: 1
Coding region: 39-1577 (512 amino acids)
Biological process (GO): regulation of transcription by RNA polymerase II
Cellular component (GO): nucleus
Molecular function (GO): sequence-specific DNA binding; DNA-binding transcription factor activity, RNA polymerase II-specific
Source: RefSeq, a predicted model, not a curated record
AUGGACACACAAGCAGGAAUAUCUCAGAAGGACAUCUAAUGUUAUCCCCGGAUUGUGACAUAAAAGAUAAUGACAAAAUACAGGAUUCUCCAGGAGAUAACCCCAUUACCCCAAUUAUACAUCCAGCUCUAUCAGCUGAUCCCUCUGAUCCUGGGAAAUGUUCUCCUGAUCACUCUGAUGUUGGUGCAUCUGUUACAGCUCUGACAGUAGAUUCAGUGUUUACCUGUUCUAUAGAUUCCAAAUGUUUUACGCAGCCCACAAAGCUUAUUACCCAUCAGCCUGCUAAGACAGGUGAGAGGCCAUUUCCAUGUUCUGAGUGUGAGAAAUGUUUUACAUGCAAAUCAGCUCUUGUUUCACAUCAGAGAAGUCACACAGGUGAGAAGCCAUUUCCAUGUUCUGAGUGUGGCAAAUUUUUUACACGGAAAUCAAAUCUUGUUACACAUCAGAGAAGUCACACAGGUGAGAAGCCAUUUCCAUGUUCUGAGUGUGAGGAAUGUUUUACACUGAAAUCAAAUCUUGUUAAACAUCAGAGAAGUCACACAGGUGAGAGGCCAUUUGCAUGCUCAGAGUGUGGGAAAUGUUUUUUAAAUAAAUCAAAUCUUGUUGCGCAUCAGAGAACUCACACAGGUGAGAGGCCAUUUGCAUGCUCAGAGUGUGGGAAAUGUUUUUCAAGUAAAUCACAUCUUGUUAGACAUCAGAGAACUCACACAGUUGAGAUGCCAUUUGCAUGCUCAGAGUGUGGGAAAUGUUUUACACAGAGCUCAAAUAUGAUUAAACAUCAGAGAACUCAUACAGGUGAGAAGCCAUUUUCCUGUUCUGAGUGUGGAAAAUGUUUUUUACGUAAAGUCUGUUUUGUUAAACAUCAGAGAAGUCACACAGGUGAAAAGCUGUUUUCAUGCUCUGAGUGUGGGAAAUGUUUUUUAAAUAAAUCGAAUCUUAUUACACAUCAGAGAAGUCACACAGGUGAGAAGCCAUUUUCCUGUUCUGAGUGUGGGAAAUAUUUUUUUAGUAAAGCACAUCUAGUUUCACAUCAGAGAAGUCACACAGGUGAGAAGCCAUUUUUCUGUUCUGAGUGUGGGAAAUAUUUUUUUCGUAAAGCACAUCUAGUUUCACAUCAGAGAACUCACACAGGUGAGAAGCCAUUUUCCUGUUCUGAGUGUGGGAAAUGUUUUUUAUUUAAAUCGAAUCUUAUUACACAUCAGAGAAGUCACACAGGUGAGAAGCCAUUUUCCUGUUCUGAGUGUGGGAAAUAUUUUUUUAGUAAAGCACAUCUAGUUUCACAUCAGAGAAGUCACACAGGUGAGAAGCCAUUUUCAUGUUCUGAGUGUGAGAAAUGUUUUACACUGAAAUCAAAUCUUGUUAAACAUCAGAGAAGUCACACAGGUGAGAGGCCAUAUCCAUGUCCUGAGUGUGGGAAAUGUUUUUUAAAUAAAUUAAAUCUUGUUACACAUCAGAGAACUCACACAGGUGAGAGGCCAUUUGCAUGCUCAGAGUGUGGGAAAUGUUUUUCAAGUAAAUCACAUCUUGUUAGACAUCAGAGAACUCACACAGUUGAGAUGCCAUUUGCAUGCUCAUGAGUGUGGGAAAUGUUUUACACAGAGCUCAAAUAUGAUUAAACAUCAGAUAACUCAUACAGGUGAGAAGCCAUUUCCAUGUUCUGAGUGUGGGAAAUGUUUUUUAAGUAAAGCCCAUCUUGUUAAACAUCAGAGAACUCACAGGUGAGAAGCCGUUUCCAUUCCCUGAGUGUGGGAAAUAAAUCAGAUCUUGUUGAACACAUUAGACAUUACCCAAGUGAGGAACCAUUUUAAUCUUCUUGAGUAUAAUCAUCAUUGCCAUGCAUUGUUCCUCAAGGAUCAAUCCUAUCUCCUAUACUUUUUGCAAUAUACAUGCUACCACUUGUAGAAAUAAUCAGACGUCAUGACCUGGCCUACCACUUCUAUGCAGAUGACUUGUCUUUUGCUCCAUGUACUGAGAACCCAACACCAAUACUAAAUGGGAUGGUAAUGCUAUCCCGGUGGACAGAAUGCUGGCUGUCAAUAUACCAACAGUGGAAUACCAGCAGUGGGGUGAGUGCAAAGAGUUCCCUUGCGGGCUCCCUGUUCUCGCUAUGCUGC